AUGGCAGUCAGCAAGAACAAGUGCCUUAUGAAGGGUGGCAAAAAGGGAGCAAAGAAGAAAGUGGUUGAUCCAUUUUCUAAGAAGGAUAGGUGUGAUAUGAAAGCACCAACUAUGUUCAAUAUAAGAAAUAUUGGAAAAACACUAGUCAGCUGA
This is a messenger RNA of Eptesicus fuscus (big brown bat), 153 nucleotides long. RefSeq names its product 40S ribosomal protein S3a-like. Gene Ontology annotation, molecular function: structural constituent of ribosome. Gene Ontology annotation, cellular component: ribosome. The transcript has a single exon. The coding region runs from base 1 to 153 and encodes 50 amino acids. Gene Ontology annotation, biological process: translation. The record is from RefSeq and is a predicted model, not a curated record. Lineage: Eukaryota; Metazoa; Chordata; Mammalia; Chiroptera; Vespertilionidae.